Messenger RNA from Canariomyces notabilis, 2350 nucleotides. RefSeq lists its product as uncharacterized. Bases 109 to 2016 code for a protein of 635 amino acids. Gene Ontology annotation, biological process: lipid metabolic process. NCBI's taxonomy places the organism in Eukaryota, Fungi, Ascomycota, Sordariomycetes, Sordariales, Chaetomiaceae. Gene Ontology annotation, molecular function: triacylglycerol lipase activity. The transcript is spliced from 3 exons. The record is from RefSeq and is a predicted model, not a curated record.
CCACCAUCGACUUUGCGUCUUGUUUUCUUUUUCGCGUCUUGGACAUAUCUACACGUACGAAUAUCAUCAAAGCAUUGGGUCAUCUGGGCAUACCAACAGCGCUGAAGGAUGGUGUGGGUGAUCAUUAGCGCGAUCUGGCGGUUGAUCGUGUACGUGACCGCGUUCUGGCAUCAGAAACUCGAAAAAUGGUGGCAAAGCCGCUCUCCCGUGGAGGUCUGGCUCAACGCCUUGAACAAGGCCACCGACUUCGAGCAAUGGGAGGAGGCAGCACUGAACCUUGACAACCUCCUCGGCCUGGACAUGUGGCGCAACAACCCCACAAGCAGGCACUACGACUACAGGCUGAUUAACGAGCGGCUCCGAAGCAUUGAGAGGGCACGAGCUUCCAGCGAUGUGUACACCCUCGUCAAUUGGCUUCGGUCCGGGCUCGUCAGGAACCUGGGGAAUAUCACGGCUCCGCAUCUGUACAAUGUCAGCUUCGCCGGGACCAAGUUUCUCAUUGAGGAGUAUGUUACCCAGGUUGCCGAGGCCAUUGAGGCUAUCGCGAGCCUGUCUUCGCCGCCGCGAGGUGGCACCUCUACACCGGGCGGGCCGGCAAGGGACGAGGAUGAGAUCACGGCUAUUGCGAAUAUGGCUGGAGGAUGGAGCGUCGGCUCGAGGAAUUCCGAGAUGCCGAGCCCGGCGCUCAACGCCAACAUGACGACGCAGACAAAGCUUGACUUUGUUCACGACACGAGGCAGGCAUUCGGUCGGAGCGCUCUUGUGCUCCAGGGCGGUGCUAUAUUCGGUCUGUGCCACCUGGGUGUUGCCAAGGCAUUGUUCCUGAGAGGACUGCUCCCUCGUAUCAUCGUGGGAACGGCAACAGGAGCUCUGAUGGCAGCUUUGGUGGCGACUCACUCCGAGGAGGAUCUGCCUAAGAUGCUGACGGGAGACGGUAUUGAUCUUUCCGCAUUCACCCAGCCGGGCAAGGAUCCCGCUCAGCAUAAUCAGCGGGUCAAUGUAUCAAUGUGGAACCGAUGGGAGACCUUGAUGCGUCGAAUACAGAGGUUCAGGAAAGAGGGGUACUUCCUUGACGUCAAAGUCCUGGAAGAUUGCAUCAGGGCUAACAUCGGGGACAUGACUUUUGAGGAGGCCUACCGACGCAGCAAACGGGUCCUCAAUAUCACAGUCGUGACAGCCCACCAGGCCGGCAUCCCAACUGUCCUGAACUACAUCACCACUCCCAAUGUGCUGGUAUGGACAGCCGCAGUCGCGUCCAAUGCCUCAACAUCCACAUUUUACGGGCACAGGCAGACCAAAAUCAUGUGCAAAGACUCGAAUGGGAACGUUGUUCCCUGGAAGGCCGCAGCCGCAGUCGACUUCAAGCACUGGACCCACGUGUCGUACAAGGACCAAGAGUCCCCGCUACUUCGUGUUGCAGAGCUCUUCAAUGUGAACCACUUCAUUGUUAGCCAGGCGCGGCCUUACUUGAUUCCUUUCCUCCAGAGCGAUAUGCACGGCCCCAUAAUGCAGACACAGAGCAGAUUUAGCCAGGCUGCGACCUUCGCUGCGCGAAUGGCUGGAUUGGAGGUCCGGCACCGGUUGCGUCAACUUGAUACGCUGGGGCUUCUGCCACUGAGCAUCCGUCGCUUCCUCGUCGACGAGCGUGUUCCCAGCGCUAGCCUGACACUGGUUCCCAACGUCUCGGUGAAUGACUUCCCACGCUUGAUGGAGACGCCGACCAAGGAAACGGUCGACUACUGGAUUUUGAAGGGUGAAAAGAGCGUGUGGCCGGCCGUGUCAGCACUCAAGGUCCGCUGUGGCAUUGAGAUGGAGCUUGAUCGAGCGUAUCAGGAGGUCAGACGGCUAAAAGCCGGCGGACUCCGACGCAAGGCGAGCGAUAUCGCGCUGUGGGGUGCCUCGGUACAGAGCAGUCUCAAGGGUAAGGAGAAAGAGAAGGACCCUGAGCCGCCUCGGGAGAGGCAAAUGGAACGGAUGCCGAAAGGAGAGCGUGCCCAGAGCAUAGGCGCUGUGUGAUUGUUCGCCCGCCUUGAGUGCGUCUGCUGCUAGCCUCUCCUGCCUCUUGCUUGCAUCCAAUUAAUACUGGGUCGGUUCCCUUCAUGGGAAAACAUAUCUUAGUGUGGAACUACGCAUCAUUAUCCAACGAUCCUGGUCCAGCCGGGUCCGGGUGCACAAGUAUGCGAAAAGAAAUCCUUCGGGGUCCUUCUGGAAGCCUGCCAUUUGGGGACCUAUCCAAUAGUUAGACAGCUUAAUAGACUUACAUUAGCUGUCUUCCCUGCUUGAUCUGCAGGAAGCAAACGGGAUAGGCGAGUGUGACGAUGGGUGCGGGACAAGGCAGAUCCGGCAUUUU